CUAAACUCUGUAAUCUGUUGGGUACUGACCCUUAGAAAAGAGUUGGUUUGAAGUACAUCUCAGAAUUUUAUGAAUAGGUGGGAGUAAAUGUUUCUCUUAAACACUUCUAACAUUCCCGUCAGUGCCGUAUCUGGGCAAUUGAUCAUCAGUAUAGAAGGAAAUAUCUAGGAGGAUUUGGGGUUCUCUGAAAUAUUUUUUUAAAUGUUGCCCUCUCCCUAUGUUUCUCAUUUAUACAUUUGUAGAGUUUAGGGCCAGAAAGGAUCAUUAGAUCAUCCGGUCUGAUCUGUGUAUAACAGGCCCUUAGAUUUCACUCAGUUACCGAUUUUAUUGAGCCAGGUAACUUGUUGAUUAAAUCCUAACUUGUAUUUUUGCUAAAGCAAAUCUUCCAGAAAGUCAUCAGUCUUGAUAUGAAGACAUAAGAGAGAUUAUGCUUUCUCUCCUACACUAAAGAGACCUUUACUACCUAGUAUUUAUUCUUUGAGAAAGUACUUAGACACUGUAAUCAAGUCACCUCUCAAUCUACUUUUUGAUAAAUUUAACAGAUUGACCUCUUUAAGUCUCCCACAGAAGGCAUUUAUUCCAGUCCUCAAAUCAUUUUUGUGGUUCUCUUCUGCACCCUUCUCAAUUUUUCACCUCCUUUUAAAAAUAUGGACACUAGAACUGUAUGCAGUAUUCUAUGAUCUGUCUCCCCAAUGCUAUAUACAAAGGUAAAAUCAACUCACUACUUUCCUUUUUAUACAUCCAAGAUUCACAUUACCCCUUUUUUGCCACAGCAUUUCAUUGGGAUCUCAUACAUAUUGAGUUACUUGUUCUUAAGGCUAGUUGAGAUGGAAAAACAAUCGUACUGUGUAGUAUUCUAAUGGGGGAUAUGUUCAGGUAGCUCACCUCUAAACUUUGGUGUACCACAUAAUUUUGCUCAAAGAGACAAUGCUAUGGUUAUCAGUGUUAGAACACUGCUUUGAUUCCUAACCUUAGUCCUACUCAUAACCACCUUCUAGUUAUGUAUCCUUUUUUCCCACCCUGUCCUUCAUUCUCUCUCUCAUUCAUGUAUCUGUUUUCUUUUUCCUUGCAUCUUUUUUUCCCCUAUAUUAAGACCAUUCAAUCAGUAAUUCUUUACACAUCAGUUUCCGUCAACUGCCAUUGCACAUGUAAAUCAUUUCUGCCCUCCUUCUUAGAUGGAAAAUUAAGAUUAGAAAAUUUCUUUCUGUUAAUCUCCUCACAUGUAGAACUGCUUGCAAAGGGAAACUGAAGAAAGAUGAUCAUGGCUCCUUAAGAAAAAUGCUUCUUUGCUCAAGUGCCACUUUGCCUGCUUUUGUUACAAAGUGGCACUUUGCCUGCCCCACCGGCAGACAACUGAUCAGGAUUUGUGGAACAUAGCCAUCACUGUAUGGUAAACUUACUACACAUAUGCACUUUGGGAAAAACAGUAGUUUGUUUUUGAUCCUGACAGCAGCUCUUCAUUUACAAAUAUCAUAAGAUUAUUGGUGGGUAAAUUGAUUAUCAAAUUAAAAUAUAGAGACAAAAACUUAUAUUGUUGCUCUAAUUAUAAUAAGAGCACUUUAGUAAACAGAUCUUUCAUUUAUUAUUAUGAAAGAUUCCAAACAUACAUAGUUCCCAAGUGAUUUAUUUUAACCACUAAAUAUAUACAUGCAAAAGAUCUCAUUUUUGCACAAAAGUAAAUCAAAUGAGCUGCAAGAUUUAAUGGAAUAAAUAUGUUUAACACAGUAUUUCAGGAAAGGGUGUGUGUGUGUGAGGGGGGUGCGCGGCGGAUGUUUGAUAUAGUCAUUCCAGUAGUAAAAUACAAUUUUUUUCCCAAUCACUCUCCAUUGCCAGCAACGUAUUCAUUGAAACCAUUGGUGAAAGGAUUUUGUAUAUCCUAUCACUGGUUCAACAGUUUCUACUGUAGCAAGCUGGAUGAAUUUUAACAAUGUCAAAAGUUAAGGCAAUAAUAGCCUAAAGGUCUGUUUAAUUCAGUUGCUAUUUUCAGUAGAAAACAUGACCAUAUGUUCAUGGUUAUCUUUCUGUGCUAUACACAGAAAUGCUUGCUAAAGAUCUUAAAUUAUCAUUAUUUCUUAUUUUGAGUAUUUGAAAGAUUAGAGAUUUCAGAGUGGUAGCCGUGUUAGUCUGUAUCAUCAAAAACAAUGAGAAGUCCUUGUGGCACCUUAGAGACUAACAAAUUUAUUUGGGCAUAAGCUUUUGUAGGCUAGAACCCACUUCAUCAGAUGCAUGGAGUGGAAAAUACAGGAGCAGGUAUAAAUACACGAAAAGAUGCGAGUUGCCCGACUCAGACUUAGACUGACUUCACACUUGUUUUUGAAAGAUUAAACUUUUCUGUUGUUGAAAUCAAACCAUUUUCAGAAUUACUUUAUUCUGUAACCGAAUGAUACCUGAUAUAUGAAAGUUUAUCAUGCAUGCUUUUUUUUUUUUUUUUUUGGUAGCCAAGGACUACAAAGGUAUGCCCACUGGAUUCUGGCUUCCACGAGGCAGUAACCCUGGCUAUUAGUCUGGUCUCAAUCAAUUACCACCCUUUAACACUGAUCUGCUAGUCUCUUGUCUUCUUUCUUUCCCCCGCCCCUUAAAUUCUAUUUCCUCUCUAUGCAGCUGUUCUAUUGUAGUGUAAACUUUAUGGUUAAGAGACUAGCCUCUUAGGAGAAACUAUGCAGCUCUGUGACUGGAUGUAAAGGGACAUAACAGCAAUUAUACAAUUGCUGCCUCUGCAGUGACCUUAACAUCUCUGUAUCUGGUCUUCAUGCAGGUUUCUUGAGUUUGUAUUCAGACCUUGAUAUUCCAAUCCAAAUGCCUCUUGGAGUUGCCCACCAUACGAGUUAUGGUCGAUUUCCAAUUUAGUCUUAGGGGUGAAAGGGAACAAACUACUUGGAGUGCAUAGGGUGUUUGUCUAUAUUCAUCAAAUACAUGGGGAAAGGUGGACUGGUGGUAGUGCCCUGUAUUCAGGAAAUCUUAGGUCAGUUUCCAGCUCUGAAGCAGACUUUGUGUGACCUUGGGCAUGUUGCUUAAUUUCUGUGCUUUAGUUUCAUGACUGUAAAACGGGGAUGCUACUUCCCAUAGAUAUAUUGUGAGGUUAAAUUCAUAUUUAUGAAAUACUCCAAUAUAAUGCAGGGAACCAUAAUAAAAACCCAGGUAAUGCACAAUUAUGGUAAUCAGUGGUGUUUUUCUGUUACAUUUGAUCAUAUCAAUUUUUAUCUGUAGUACUUACUCAUUUACACAUAAAUACACUAGUGCAGAAGGACAAAUACAAGAUAAGUAAUUUUUAUUGCCUUCUUGCUUGCGCAUGUGUAGCUAAGCGCAUUACUGGGGGCAAAGGUCCUUGAAACAAGGAAGAAAUUAGACUAAUUUUACAUAGUUUUCAAUAUGAAAUAAAGAAAAUAUGCCUUCUAAAAUUUUCCUCCUAAAGUCUUGUCAAGUUCUUCUCUGCAUGUGAUAGAAGCUUUGAGUCCAUUGCUUGGAAUUAGUUUUGAAAGAAUCAACUUCCCUGGGGCAAAGACAAUCAAUUUGCUUCGGACAUGUUCUUUAGUAGCAGAAUGACAUGAUUAUGAACAUGUUAAAAAAUACAUCAGCUGGAAAAGAGAGGAUAGUGCAACUGUUUCACAGUCUGAUGUCCCUAAACUCGUGAAGAAGAAAAAAGCUUCUACCUUCUUGUCAUGGAUGUGGUGGGAGAAAAUGAGGCCCUGCAGCAGUUCUUUGAAGGGCAAGAUGUGCAUGGAGCCCUGGAGAAUGCUAUGGUGGAUACAAGUAUGUUGGAAGAAUUCCUUGGCAGUGACUUGGAAUUUGGAGCCUUGCAAAGCCUGUUACCAGAAUCCCCGCCAGAUUCAGGAUCAGAACCAUAUUCUCCAGCACAACUGAAGGCUUUACAUUAUGAUGCUUCAGGGCCCACUGGACUGCGGCCGUCACUUUCCUUCCCUUCUGCGGGGGCACCCGAUACGUUUCCUUGUAGAUACCCUGACAGUUUCUCUGACGUGAGCACCAAUGGACAUUCUUGUGGUGUUCCCCAAGACUGUUGUCUCAAGACAGAUAAUGCCAUGUCUCCCUGGAAUACUUCUAUAUCCUCCAGCUGUCUGGGUUUAAAUUAUUCCUACCUUCAGCCAAGGGCCUCUCAUAGUGCUGGUAUUUCCCUGGCAUCAGCUAAAAAGAGAAGGCACUCACAAUUGUCAGAAGAUGCCACUGAUUCUCCACUAUGGACUAACAACUCUCUGCAGGUGACAGUAAAGGACUGUGGCACUGAAGUGCAAGACUAUGACAGCGAUGGACAGAAUGUAGCGGCUGUGGACAAAUGUUAUCAGACUCUAACAUGGCAGCCGUAUCAAACUUCUCACUGGAGCAGCUUAUUUAACUAUAGUUACGAAAAACUCCCUGAUGUAGGAUACCACAUUGUCACAGACAAAGGAUUUAAUUUUUCAACAGCAGAUGAUGCUUUUGUAUGCCAGAAGAAGAACCAUUUCCAGAUCACAGUCCACAUCAGUGUUGUUGGGAAUCCAAAAUAUGUCAAAACCCAGCUGGGGUUGAAACCUAUCGAAAAGUUUUACUUGAAAACUUUUGGAAUUAAGGUGGACGCCCCAAAUCAGAUAAUCACCAUUGAACAGUCUCAGUUGGACCGAAGCAAAAAAUCUUUCAAUCCUGUUAAAUUUGAUCUACCAGCAGACCAGGCAACCAAAGUGACACUGGGAAGGUUACAUUUCAGUGAAACAACAGCAAAUAACAUGAGAAAAAAGGGAAAACCUAAUCCUGACCAAAGAUACUUCAUGCUGGUGGUUGGACUAUAUGCUGUCACUCAGGACCAGUCCUAUUUAUUGUCUGCACAUGUCUCUGAAAGGAUCAUUGUGAGGGCAUCUAACCCUGGGCAGUUUGAGAAUGACAAUGAUGUGUUGUGGCAGCGAGGACAUGUUCCAGAGACCAUAGUCUGUCAUGGUCGAGUAGGAAUUAACACAGAUGCACCAGAUGAAGCGCUGGUUGUCUGUGGAAAUGUGAAAGUGAUGGGAACAGUCAUGCAUCCAUCUGACAGUCGAGCAAAACAGAAUAUCCAGGAGGUUGACCUAACUGAGCAGCUGAGAAGAAUAGCGCAAAUGAGGCUCGUUGAGUAUGACUACAAGCCUGAAUUUGCAUCUGUAAUGGGAAUAAACAGUACCCAUGAAACAGGAAUAAUAGCCCAGGAGGUGAAAGAGCUUUUACCGACAGCUGUAAAAGAAGUUGGAGAUAUUACCUGUGAAAAUGGAGAAAAAGUAGAGAACUUCCUCAUGGUUGAUAAGGAUCAAAUUUUUAUGGAGAAUGUUGGUGCAGUUAAGCAGCUCUGUAAACUAACCAACAACCUUGAAAUCAGGAUAGAAGAAUUGGAAGUGUGGAAUAGAAAACUGGCCAAGCUGAAACGGAUAAGCAGUUUGAAGUCAACAGUCAGUGAAAAGAGCACAUGCAGCAAAUUUAGUCGAGCUGCUAGUCUUUUACCACCAAGAAAACCAGUCCCUAUACCACAAAGUAAGGUUUGUUUAUCUGAGAAAAAACAGUCAUGGCCCAACAGGAUUUUCCAGAGCACUGUAAUAGCUUUGAUAGCUGUUAUGGCACUAUGUGCCUUGACAAUAUCCACUCUUUACAUACUUAGCAUAGAAGAGCAAGACAUUAGUCAAAAUCCCAUUCACAGCAAUGCUACAAGUUCCAUUAUGCAGCCUCCGUACACCACCGUGGCAGCACCCCGUGACAGCACAGCUUCUCCAACCAUGACAUCCAGCAUUACAGUCCCCGAAGUGAAUUUCUGUGACAUCUUGCCUUGUGACAAGACCUAUUGCUGUUCAAUUCAUCAAAUACAAAGAAAAAUUCCAAGAUACCAGACCACGAUGACAGGGGAGAGAAACAAAAUUAAAGCACUACAAGAGAGGAGAUUGAUGGAAAAACCUGAUCUUGGAAUUGACUGGAUUGAUACAACAAUCAGUUCCAUGCAGAUUUUGGAAACGCAGCAAAAAAUUGACCGUCGCUAUUGUAGUAAAGGUCUACAGUGCAGGUCUGGAAAUUACAGCUAUGUUAUUCCUGUUAACAAAUACACGCCCAUCAAUGUAAUACUCUCAUUGGAAAUCAACACUACAGAGCCAUUAAUCGUCUUUCAAUGCAAAGUCGCUUUUGGAAAUAUGUGUUCCCAUCAGCCACGAAACAGAAAGAAACGGGAGGCUUUCCAGGAAACCACCCAGGGAUGUCAGCAUAUUUGGAUUCUCCCUGUAACUUGGUGGUAUGACAGUGCAUACCAUUUCCGAGUAGCUGCACCGGAUCUUGCAAACUGUUCAACAGAUCCAAAUUAUGCUGGGAUAUUUUUUACUGAUUACUACUUCUACUUCUAUCGACAGUGUAACUAAAAUAUUGCUGAUCAUUCUGUUUACUGGGGGGGAGGAGGGGAAGAGGAAGAUAAUACUUAUGGUACCAAAAAGACUAUUGUCUUAGUAAAAGUUUGCAAAUGAAAUGAGAUGUGUGGAAUGUUUCCUAGUUUUUGUUUAACCAUUAACUUUUAGAGACAAGUGGGCAAAAAUAAAUUAUUUGACUGUAGUCCAGGCUCUGCAUGUCAAGUCAUUACUUGUAAAAGGAUGUGAUUUCUGAAAAUCAAUGGAGAGCUUGAUGUGUAGAUAUUAAAGGGUUCCACUGCUCUUAGCAAUGCUAUAAAAUAAAGUAAAUGGGGAAAAAAUAGUGGCAUUCUAAUAUACUUCAGACUGUUCAGAAGAUUUUGACAUAAUAAAAAUAUCAGUUGCAGCUGAGACUUGUUUUUGUCCUACAAGCAUCUACCUUCCAUUAUUGUCUGCCUCCUUCUUUAUAGUAUAUAUGAUUUCUACCAAACAAAAGCU
Dermochelys coriacea (leatherback sea turtle) is the source of this 6830-nucleotide messenger RNA. It is a transcript of the gene MYRFL, whose product is annotated as myelin regulatory factor like. The transcript has 25 exons. Bases 3660 to 6350 code for a protein of 896 amino acids. The record is from RefSeq and is a predicted model, not a curated record. Lineage: Eukaryota; Metazoa; Chordata; Testudines; Dermochelyidae. Gene Ontology annotation, biological process: protein autoprocessing; positive regulation of DNA-templated transcription. Gene Ontology annotation, molecular function: sequence-specific DNA binding; DNA-binding transcription factor activity. Gene Ontology annotation, cellular component: endoplasmic reticulum membrane; nucleus.